Phragmites australis (common reed) is the source of this 1778-nucleotide messenger RNA. RefSeq lists its product as uncharacterized. The coding region runs from base 195 to 1778 and encodes 527 amino acids. Gene Ontology annotation, molecular function: acetylglucosaminyltransferase activity. The transcript is spliced from 2 exons. The record is from RefSeq and is a predicted model, not a curated record. NCBI's taxonomy places the organism in Eukaryota, Viridiplantae, Streptophyta, Magnoliopsida, Poales, Poaceae.
GAUGCUGCAGUGCAGUCGCCGCGCAACACCUGUCCUUCUCAGACUUUGGCCACAAACACGUAGACUGCAACGAACGAACAAGCAACACUCACUGCGCGAGCAGCAGCUAUAUUAAGCCAUGCCAUCACUGGUGAUCGCUGCUCCUUUUGCCACCCAUCAGCCCUGGCCCUACCGCAUGCAGACCUUGAUUUGGCAUGAAAGGAGGAGGCGCCAUUGUCACGCACUCCGCCGCCGGCAAGCAGGUGCCCAAGUCCAGGACUUCCUUCUUCCUCUACACCCUCCUCCUCUACAUACUCCUGCCCGUUCUGGUGCUGUACGUGGUCGCGCUUGCCGUGUCCCCGUUCUACUCCCUCCCGUGCCCGCCCGACAGCAGCGCCGCCAAUGCCGUUGCUCGUCUCGCGGCCGCGGCGGAUGGCAAGAAGAAUAAUCACAGCUCUUCCUCGACCACGUUGAUGGUUUCGCCGCCGGUGGCGCGGUCGAAGCCCAAGCCGUCCGCGGACGCCGCGCCCACCGGGCUGCGCCACAUUGUGUUCGGCAUUGGCGCGUCGUCGUCGCUGUGGAAGAGCCGGAGAGAGUACAUCAGAGUGUGGUGGCGUCCGGGGCAGAUGCGCGGGUUCGUGUGGCUGGACAAGCCAGUGGAGGAGUUCUACUCCAGGAAUGCCUCCACGGGGCUGCCCGGCAUCAAGAUCAGCGCGGAUACGUCCAAGUUUCCCUACACGCACGGCGCCGGCAGUCGCUCGGCGCUGCGGAUCUCGCGCAUCGUCUCGGAGAGCUUCCGGCUGGGUCUCCCCGGCGUCCGGUGGUUCGUCAUGGGCGACGACGACACCGUGUUCUUCCCGGACAACCUGGUGGACGUGCUGUCGCGGUACGACCACACGCAACCUUACUACAUCGGGAACCCCUCGGAGAGUCACAUCCAGAACCUCAUCUUCUCCUACGGCAUGGCCUUCGGCGGCGGCGGGUUCGCCAUCAGCCGCGCACUGGCCGAGCAGCUGGCGGGCAUGCAGGACGGUUGCAUCCACCGGUACCCCGCGCUGUACGGCAGCGACGACCGCAUCCACGCGUGCAUGUCGGAGCUGGGCGUGCCGCUGGCACGCCACCUCGGGUUCCACCAGUGCGACCUGUGGGGCGACGUGCUUGGCCUCCUGGGCGCGCACCCCGUGACGCCGCUGGUGACGCUGCACCACUUCGACUUUUUGCAGCCCGUGUUCCCGACUGUGAAGUCGCGGACGCGGGCGCUGCGGCGGCUGUUCGCGGGGCCCGUGGCGCUGGACUCGGCGGCCGUGGCGCAGCAGUCGGUGUGCUACGACGGCGACAAGGAGUGGACGGUGUCGGUGUCGUGGGGGUUCGCAGUGGUGGUGAUCCGCGGGGUGCUGUCGCCGCGGGAGAUGGAGACGCCGAUGCGGACGUUCCUCAACUGGUACCGGCGCGCCGACUACACGGCGUACGCGUUCAACACGCGGCCCGUGGCGCGGCAGCCGUGCCAGAAGCCGCAGGUGUACUACAUGCGGCAGUCGCGGCUGGACCGGCGGCGCAACACGACGGUGACCGAGUACGAGCGAAACAGCAUGGCGCCCACGGCGUGCCGGUGGCGCAUCCCCGACCCCGCCGCGCUGCUGGAUCGCAUCGUCGUGCUCAAGAAGCCCGACCCCGACCUCUGGAAACGGUCUCCGAGGAGGAAUUGCUGCAGGGUGGUGUCGUCGCCGAGGAGCGGGAAGGGCCGGACGAUGACCGUCGACGUGGGUGUCUGCAGAGACGGCGAGUUCGCCAGAGUUUAG